GCCCUCUAUAGCUAUGUUAUGAUAACAGCAAAACAACGUGGUGGAGAGGAAGGCACGAGUACAGGAUUUACAUGUUCCACCAUUAGACGAUUUCUGGGACUCUGAUUGAAAGGAUCACGAUAGCAGACUAAUAUUUCACGACUAUAGAAUGACAAAGAGAAAAGGUCGAGGAUUUGACCAGCCAAAUUUGAAGCGUUUCCGAGCUUCUGUUGAGGAGUUAGCGGCGGCGACACCUGCUGGUAUUGGCAGUCAUGAGGAGCAGGGAGUUAAAAAAGUUAGCCAUAUGCCAAGGAAGGCAAAAAGGAAAGAAAUGCGAAAACUUAAAAAAAUGAGAAAAGCUGCAUACUUGCAGAAAAAGACACUGCCUACUAUGGAGAGCCUGAACAAGGAAAAGGAAGACAUCAGAAAAGCUGAUAGUGAUAAGCGUAAGAAACAAAGGAAGAGACAGAAAGAGAGAGAAAGAAAGAAAAAGAAGAAAGCAGAAAUUGCUGAGGAGGAAGAUAGUAGAAUCCAAGGACUCCGAGAAGCCAACAAAAGAGAGGAAAAACAGAUCAAACAACUGGAGAAACAGCUGAAACUGAACAAGAGGAAAGGCAAAAACUUACCCAAGAGUUUUGAAGAAGAUGGUUUAGGGUAUAUACUUGAUGUAGUGGACUCGGAAAAGAUCAAGGCUAUCUAUGAAGAUGGCUCUGACCUUGAAGAUGACCUCGACCUUGGAUCUGACCUUGGGUCUGCUUUUGAUUCUGAUGGUUCUGGUGAUGAUAUUGAAAAGGAUGAUAAUGAUGAUGAAGGUCCAGAAGACCAGGGGCUGAACGUGGAUGAUGACAGAGAAGAAGAAGAUAAUGAUGAUGAAGAGGAGGAGGAGGAAGAUAACAGUCUUGGUAGUGAGCAGGAAGAUGACAGUGACAGAGAUGAGGUGAUGACAGGAGAUGACAGUGACAAUGAUGACAUUACUGGUGACAUUGUAGAAAACAGUGGGGGAGAUGAUGAUGAGCUGAAUGAUUCAAAUAAACUGUUAAAGAAAUCUAAGGAUGGCAAGUUGAAAAAAAGUACCACAAAUUCUAUGCAAGAGAAAGAAUUAAAAGUAAGGACUACCGGUAAAACCAAAAAAGACAAAUUGAGCAAAAAUACAAAAAGUACAAGGUGGAAAGAUGGUGAAGAGACAGAAAGUAGUGAAAUGGAAGAAAGUGACACUGAUGAUAUGGCAGCAUGUGCUGAAGAGGCAGGCGACAGUGCCACCGAAGGUGAAGAAAGGGAAGACUCUGAACAGACGGAAUAUCGGGAAGAUAUUUACGGUAGAUUGAGGGAUAGACGUGGAAACAUUGUCCAGGGUAAGGGACACAAUGCUGCAUAUGUUCCACCAGGAAAGAGACUAGAAAUGAUGGAGGGAAGGAGUGAAAGGAAGAGAGUGGAACUAGAAAGAUUGAAGAAGCAGCUGAAAGGUUUGGUUAACAGAGUGUCAGAGUCCAAUAUGCAGCCAAUUAGUCAUCAGAUUGAGGACUUGUUCCGUAGACACAGUAGAGCAGACAUGAAUGGGAUCCUGACGUCUUUAGUCUUGGAAUCCUGUACGUCCAAUGUCCUGGUGCCAGAGAGGCUUGUUUUGGAUAUAGUGAUGUUGGUGGCCAUUUUGCAUGGGAAUGUUGGGAGUGAAGUUGGUGCUCACUUCAUACAAACAAUUGCUGUAAAAUUUGACAGUUUGUUCAGGAGCAGUGACAACUAUGGUGGAAACAAGGAGGCAGACAACUUACUGCUGAUCCUGGCACACUUGUACAACUUCAAGGUCACUCACUGGGUCCUCGUAGUGGAUGUGAUGUCCAGGCUGGCUGACCGCUUCCAGGAGAAGGAUAUCGAACUGCUGUUACUGCUGUUGAAAAAUCCAGAGUUCAGUUUAUGUUGGAUGUGCUCCUUGCCAUUAAGAACAACAACAUGAGAAACAUUCCCAACUAUGACCCCAGUCACAUGGAGCAUAUGAAGAAAUUACUUAGGAAUUAUGUGAGAGGCACAGCAGACACCCAGCUCAGGAUAUCUCUACAGGAUCUGCUGGAUGCUGAGGAACACGGACGAUGGUGGAUUGUAGGCUCAGCUUGGAGUGGGAAGCAGAUGGAACAGCAAGAAGCUGCUCCAACAAAAAUGGAUUCCAGCGUUCUAAGUGAUGUCAGCAGUCAUAUUCUAGAGCUGGCUAGAAAACAAAGAAUGAAUACAGAUGUGAGGAAAAACAUCUUCUGUAUUAUCAUGACAAGUGAGGAUUUUGUUGAUGCAUUUGAGAAGCUCCUUCAGUUAGGACUGAAGCACCAGCAAGAGCGUGAGAUUAUCCAUGUGAUUCUGGACUGCUGUGUGCAGGAGAGAGUCCACAAUGCCUUCUACUCCUACCUGCUGCAGAAGUUCUGUGAAUAUGACAGGAGAUUUGAGAUGACCCUGCAGUUCAGUUUAUGGGACAAGUUCAAGACAAUGUCAAGUGUCACCCAGACAGCAGCUACCAACCUGGCAGCCAUGAUUGCUCAUCUCCUGGCAACCAAAGCCUUGUCCUUGUCUAUAUUCAAGGUUGUGGAGUUUUCCGAGUUGGACAAAAGUAUGGUCAAGUUUCUGAAAGAUGUUCUUGUUGGUCUGCUGACGCUCUAUGAUGAAACCAUUGUGAAAGAAACAUUUUUACGAAUUGCGCCUUUUCCUAAGCUACACAUGCUUCGUGAAGGAUUGAAACUGUUUUUAGAUCACUUCAUUCUUAGGAAAAUGAAUAAAGAACUUUUAAACAAGGAUGACCUUGAGGUCAAGGUCAGUAUUGCUAAAAGGGCACUUAGUGCUGGUGAAAGUUCAUUGAAGUUGUAAUUUUCAGAAGAUAUUUGUAUUGACAUUUAGACUGCAGAUUUAUACCUUUCAACUUAAAAAAUGUUAAUUACACAGACUUUUAAAACAAAUGCAGAAAUGCAGCAUUGAAGAAUGGCUUCAAAACUGCAGCUUUGGCCAGGUAUUCUCCUUUCUUUAGAUCAUAUUUAUUUUAAAGUUUUAUCAGCGUUGGAAGAGGCGAUUAGUAUACAUUGAAGUAGCAGAGUAGUGUUUCUGUUGUUGACAACAGGAAAACAAAGUUAGUGAGACUUCUGAAAUUAAGUGGUACAGACAAUUGUAUAAAGUAAACUUGAGGCUUUGUACAAUAGAAGACAAAGUAAAUGCUGGCUAGUUUUCAUGCAGAUGUGAGAAAUGUGCCUUUUUUCCUGCUCAGUUCACAGUUAACAUGUAGGUCUAAAAUACAGCAGAUCCCACUUACUAUUACUUCAUAUCUGAAAAAAAAA
Lingula anatina is the source of this 3284-nucleotide messenger RNA. RefSeq names its product nucleolar MIF4G domain-containing protein 1. NCBI's taxonomy places the organism in Eukaryota, Metazoa, Brachiopoda, Lingulata, Lingulida, Lingulidae. Gene Ontology annotation, biological process: ribosomal small subunit biogenesis. Gene Ontology annotation, molecular function: protein binding; RNA binding. Gene Ontology annotation, cellular component: nucleolus. The record is from RefSeq and is a predicted model, not a curated record.